ACAGCUGCUCGUGGUCCAUACGGUACGAGUGGUGUUACUUACGUUCAGUGGGGAAGGAAGAAAUGCUCGGCCAGUGGAGUACAAACUCUCUACUCUGGAGUCGCUGCUGGAUCACACUACGCGAGUCCCGGAGGUGGAGCUAACACUCAGUGUCUUCCACUUGAUCCUGUUUGGGGAAAUUAUAAAGAUGGCGUUCAAGCAGCAAGUUAUAUUUUUGGAGCAGAGUAUGAAUUGUGGCAAGGCAUUCAACCAUUUGAAAACAAAGGAUUGUAUAACCACGAUGUUCCUUGUGCUGUGUGUUACUCUGCCACUAAGAACGCUCAAUUCAUGUUGCCAGCAAAAAACAUUUGUCCCAGUGGAUGGAGCAGGGCAUACUAUGGAUAUCUCAUGGCAGAACGACAUACUCAUGCAGGAAGGAACACAUACCUUUGUGUUGACCACAAGGCAGAAGGAACAGUUGGAGGUGCUCCAAGUAACGACCAGUCUACGUUUUACCCUGUUGAGGCUCGAUGUGGAUCACUUCCUUGUCCUCCCUACGUUGACGGUCGAGAGCUUACCUGCUCUGUGUGUCUCAAGUGACAAAAAACAAGAACGUUUUGACAUAGAACACAACCACAAUACAACAAAAGAGUAGGAUUUCAUGUCUUGUCUUUCCUAGAAAUGCUGUGAACACGAAACAGUUGUAUACUUGUAUAUCUUACUCACUAGUCGUAUCAACUACUUUGCUACAUGUCAAUUGCAAUUAGCUAAUAAAACAAAACUG
Corticium candelabrum is the source of this 763-nucleotide messenger RNA. RefSeq names its product short-chain collagen C4-like. NCBI's taxonomy places the organism in Eukaryota, Metazoa, Porifera, Homoscleromorpha, Homosclerophorida, Plakinidae. The record is from RefSeq and is a predicted model, not a curated record. The annotation marks the transcript as partial. The transcript has a single exon.